Messenger RNA from Dromaius novaehollandiae (emu), 2234 nucleotides. RefSeq names its product transmembrane protein 186 (gene TMEM186). The record is from RefSeq and is a predicted model, not a curated record. Gene Ontology annotation, cellular component: mitochondrion. Bases 76 to 819 code for a protein of 247 amino acids. The transcript has 2 exons. NCBI's taxonomy places the organism in Eukaryota, Metazoa, Chordata, Aves, Casuariiformes, Dromaiidae.
AGCCCCGCCCGUCCCGGCGUGCAGCGCGGCGGCGGGGGGCGGCACGGCGCAGCCGCGCUGGCGGACGGCGGCGCCAUGGCGGCGGCUAGACUCUGCGUAAUUAGGAGUAAAGUCUGCGUGGCACCAUCUUUGGGGAGAUGUCUGCAAAAUGAGUUCUGGACAAGCUUGUGGAAAAAAGAUAUUCGCCCAUCCUGCUUUUUCGGUACGUGGGUGCGCUCUCGGCCACAGAGCUGGCGCGUUAGCGGUGUUGGUACUUACCUUGGGACACGGCAAGUGCAAUCUGAGUGGUUGUGCAGUUCAGCCGCCGCUAGCGUGGUCCAGCCUAAGGCUGCGGAUGAGAAAACUGAAGAGUUCAGGCUGGUCUACAGAUUUCCAGGGAUUAAGUACUGUAGAGUGCUGUCGAGACUGAAGCUGCUACAGACUGCCAUCACCACAGUCACGCUGCCUCCUGUCUGUUACCUGUACCUGCACGGCCAGGUUUCUCAGGCUAUCCUGCUGUAUACAGCUGGCAUUGCUUGCUUUGCUGGUGUGAUGUUGUAUGGUAUGAGCUAUUUUUUCAGACGAAUCAUUGGACUAAUCUACUUAAAUGAAACUGGCAGUACUGUUAAAGUGGCCCACUUGACCUUUUGGGGAAGACGGAAGGACAUUGUGUGUCCGCUAGAGACGGUGAUGACUUUGGGUGAUGUUGGAGAUGGCAAAGGCGAGUUACUUCUCCAGUUCAAACGGUAUAAUAGUACAGAUAUCUUAUAUUUUACACUUAAGUUUGGCCAGAUUGUAGAUAAAGAGAAGUUUAUUCAAAUAUUUGGAGACCUUGAGUGAUGCAGCAACUGAUUUCAACCAAUUGUGAUUUUUUUGCAUGGUCAUUGUGCUUAUUCUUCUAUGAAGCUUAAUGAUUAUACCAAACUGACGCAAUUCCAUUGUUUUCCUAUGCAAAGUCUUCUGGUAAGUGAAAGCAGAAGUGGUGAAGGAUAAUCCCCGUAUAGUUUAAGGUAUAAGUAGGAUCACUUCUGCUCUGGAUACCCUACGUGUGCACAGUGUGCAGUCACUGGCAGCUCUAAAUCUAAGUCACCUUACUUGGAACAUGCAGCAGCAGGUGCAAUCACUGGUGCCCCCUCUUUCAGCUUGCUUCUCAGACUGAGUGUUUUUGAACGUUAAAAACUGUUGAAGGGAAAUGUAGUACCGUGUCAGAGCAUCCUCACUUUUAAUUGAUUGUUCAUUUUUAGGAAACUUUGGGCUAACAGAGAAGCCUCUUGAAAUUAAAAUUUUUCUCAUAUAAGCAUAUAAUAAGUAGUGCUAGAUGUCUCACAGAUAUACAGUCAUGCAUUAAUUAAAUUAUGGGAUAACUGGAAAGACUGAUAUAUAAUGCCGUAGCAGUUUUUCUACCAGAUAAAAUCAGUGUUAAAGAAACAAUACUUUGACCAGCUUCUUGUGAGUGCUCAUGGUGGGUGGAAGGGGUCUCUUGGCAAGCUCUUCAGGGAGGUGAACUAACUUGGCAAUGCAGGGGGUGCAAGCUGCAAGAUAAAUUGCCAGUUAGUUGUAAGGGUAAGUUAAAGACUGGGGCAGCAUUUCAGAAGCCUCUAACAGAAAUUGCUUUCCUACUGAAAUGGAGGGAAAAAAAUACACCUGAACCUGUCAGAGGGACAGCGUAUGAUCCUUUGAUCAGUGUUUUUUGUUUGUAUCCUAAUUUUGAAAACUUGGAAGUAUAUGCUCAUCAUUGCAUAUGUUCAUGUUGUGUUUGUUUUGGGCUAUAGAUAUGAAUGGUACGUUUAAUCAAUGCUGUAACACUUGAGUUGCAGAACCUGGAGUAAAUAUUGCAAAAUACCCUUCUACUUACUGGAUUUGGAUCCCCACCUCCCCUCCCUUCCACCCCCCUCCAGAAUCUGGGUUAACUUAAAAGGUAAAACAACUAACUACACAUGGUGUAUUAGGGCUGAAAGUCUAACAGGUGUGGUUUGUGUUCUGUCAAAUUGUAGAGUGGAUCACCUUGGCACCUGUGUGCAUGAAGCACAGUGGUUUUAGUCUGUGGUGUCAGUAGCAGUCUUCCUUCGCUAAAAUCAAGACCUAGCUAGAAAUGAGAGGCAGGGUUUAACCCCAAGAAAGAAUCAAGCCUGAUCACUUGUAACAUGUACUUUUUUUUUUUUUGAGUUGUCAGAUGCAAGUUUACUACUUACACAACAGCUCUUCAAGCUCUUACUUCCAUUGAAACAAUGGCAAAUAAAAUUAAUGCUCAGCGA